Messenger RNA from Contarinia nasturtii (swede midge), 2438 nucleotides. Its product is annotated as angiopoietin-2-like. The record is from RefSeq and is a predicted model, not a curated record. NCBI's taxonomy places the organism in Eukaryota, Metazoa, Arthropoda, Insecta, Diptera, Cecidomyiidae. The coding region runs from base 257 to 2344 and encodes 695 amino acids. The transcript has 6 exons.
AAAAACACCAAUCAGAAGAUCCAUCAAAUUCAUUGAAUUUUAAUGACUGUGCAUGGAAUUUUGUUGGAAAUGGUUACUUUUUGCUCUGUUUCCAAUUCGAUUUGAUUCAAUUAAUGGUGUUUUCAAAAUCAUGGCUUUGGACAGCAAAUUAUUUUGUCGACUUACGGUUUUGCGUCAGUGCAAUUAGUCUGUGUAUUAUGUAUUAAUUAUUGUUUGAACAUCACUAGCAAUAAGGAGCAAUCAGUGUGCAUUUGAAAUGUGUUGUUUUUUGCAUGGAAAAAUGUUGUGGGUGACCGUAUUGUUGGUGCUCGUCUUUGACAUGGUGGUUUCAAUGAAUGACGGUCAAAAACCGGGGGUGCACAUCCAUUUCCAAGAAAUUAUGGGCAACAAUAAUGAAAAAAUGCUAUACAAUGUGCCGCCAAAUGAAGUAUCAUCGCCGUUCGUAUUUUCGUCACAAUCGCAAUUUUCGUCAUCGUCGUUGCCAUUUUCGUCGACAUUGCCGUCGUCAGUCACGGUACGCCCAAGCACAUUAAGUGAAAUUACGAAAGAGCCAAUCAACGAUGAUAUGAAACAAAAAAUGACGGAUCUCACAUCUCCAGAUAAUGGUUAUCAGUCGAUGAAACGUGCCGUUGACACAUUGGAAAUGACUCUUGGCUCAUUCAACGAAAAAAUGGAAAGAUACACAAACAUUUAUGGCAGCGAAAUGACAUUUUUAACAACGAAAUUGAACAAUUUGAAAGACAAACUGAAUACUCUUGAGAUUUUAAAUCAUGACAUCGAUCAAAUAAUGAAUCAUCAAAAUGCGGCCGAACAAAAAUUACAAGUGAUUCAAGAGGCAAUUUUCGGAAGUCAAUCAAUAAAUGGUAAAUUAGAUCGAUUGGAAGUCUCUGUGCAACAAUUGCAUGCACGAAUCGAUGAAUUAGUGCUGGAACAGAGAAAAUGCACCACGCAAACGAAUCGAAAUAAAAAACCGGACAAGGACACACCAUCGGAAAAUGAUGAACAAUUUCGAAAUGUUGAAUCGAAAAUUGAGCAAUUAGUUGGAUUCGUUCAUAGUUUUGCCGAAUUGAAUCGAUUGGAGAGUAGUGAUAUUUUAAAUCGACUUGGGAAUAUGCAAUCACAAUUGAUCCAAUUCUUUGACGCAAAUUAUUUUAAUCAACGAAAUACUAACGAUACGAUAAAACAAGACUCCAAGGAUGAUAACAUACAAUUUUCAAAACGUGUAAAUAGCACAACUAUAUCAAAAGAUGCAAAUGAAUUGAACUCAAGUGAUGUGAUAACAGAGUCUCAACUAAAAACUACCCCCGAAAUGCCAUCGACAUUAUUGCAUUUGAACGAUGACAGAAAAUUAUCCACUUCAAAUGGAAAAUUCAUUCGCAAACGCAAACGAAUGACAAAUAUGAGAAAUCGGUCCAAACGAAACCAGGGCAUCAUUGAAAAUGCAUUUCAUUUGAAAACUUCAAACCAUUCGGCGGAUGUGAUACAACAUGGCAAUAGACAAGACCGCAUUUACAAUUCGAUGCCAAAUUUGGAUAACCACCAAACGGAUGUUGAGUUGGAUUACAGUGCAAUUAAGAGCGGCACACAAGUCAGUGCAAAAUACGGUCAACCAACACGCAACGGAUGUCAUGCACUUACAAAUUUAGAAAGUGGCGAUGAAAUUCAUCGUUUUAAAAUCGCAAACGGAUUUUCGGAGCGGCUCUGUUCAUUCGAUAAAAUUGGUUUGGCUUGGACUGUUAUUCAAUCAAGAGGUCAUUUCAAUGGCAUUUCAAUGCCGGAGAACUUUAAUCGCUCUUGGAAUGACUAUAAAAUUGGCUUUGGUAAUUUAAGCGGUGACUUUUGGUAUGGCAAUGAUCUUUUACAUAAACUCACAUACGACGAUGACAUGGAAUUGAAAAUCGUAUUGGGCACGUGGGACAAUCGUUCAACUGAAUUUCGUUAUGAAAUAUUUCGCGUUGAUUCGGAAGACAAUCGAUAUAAUUUAUUUGUUAGUGGUUUUAAUGGAAGCGAUAAGAGUUUGGACGCAAUGGCAUACCAUCACAAUCAAGAUUUCAGCACUUUCGAUCAACAAAACGACAAGACCGGCAUCGAUGGACGUCAAAAGUGUUGUUCAUGUUCACAAUCCUAUGCCAGCGGAUGGUGGUUUAAUAACUGCAUCGAAGCCAACCUGAAUGGUGUUUAUCGAUUUAAUCCUUUGAAUAAUAAUUAUGUUGGUAUUAUUUGGGAGAAAUGGCUCGGAGAUUACUCACUUAAGUCAACCAAAAUGAUGAUUCGACCAAAGGUGGUUUGGUCACCAAGUACAUCACACGAUAAUUCCAAUAUGAAACCACAAGAUGAUCCAUAAGAUUUAUAGCGCACGAUUCAAUUUAUAAGCAAAAUCUAAAUAUAAGCAUUUUAAUAUAUGUGCAAUUGAUAGUUUUUUUUUAUUUUGUACAAGC